AUGGCUGACAGCAUUCAAACUUCCGCGCAACAAGCACUACCUCUGACUCCAAUCGUAAUGUCUCAAACACGUCGUCAAAUGGUAUCUGAUAACAGUCUUCGAAUUCCCAAGGUUGUAGCAGCCUUGCGAAAAUGGGAAAUGGAUGAUGAAGACGAAGGAGAGACUUGUCCCAUCUGCUUUGAGAGCUUCAAAAAAGUCAAAAUUGAUGCAGAUGUGAAUGAUUCUUGUUCCGAUCCCUUGGAAUUGAAUGGCGGACAUGGAGGUUCCAUAGUCGUCACGCCUUGCAAUCAUAAAUUUGGGUAUAUCUGUUUGGGAAAUUGGCUUGUUCAGAAGGAUAGUUGUCCUAUGUGCCGUAGUACCAUUCUUCCCCUCGAUCCGCCACAAUCGGCUCAUGGCGCUCAACAAAGACAGCGUUCUUACUCCACCGAGCCGCAGACUACUCCCGCAGAUAUGCAACUUAUGGCAUCUACUCGUCCCAUAGCUCGAUCAACUUCUCAUAACAGUAUUCCAGUCACCACUCCAUUCGAACUACAAAGAUGGAAUGCUAGAUUUGGUCCAUUGAACAAUCACUUGGAAGAGGCUGGGAAUUUAGUGGCCGGGGAAACCACUCAGCCUAAUGUUCAUCUAUCUCCUGUUAGACCUAGUACUACUACACAUGGCCAUCCAGCUACACCUACUUCUACUAUAGUUGAGCCAGAAUUUACACGCCGCACUUAUAAUGCCAAUAUUACAACUUACGACUUAACACAUCGACCCAGAGAAAAUCAAACUUCGCACCUAACUCGACCAUCAAUUGAUCCUCCAUGGCGCAACUGGGAUUAUACUAGUCGUUACAGUUUAAGAGGGGAUAGAAGACAGAGAAGAAUUAUUAGCUCUGUAGCUGCAGCGGUAGGAGUAUCCGCAGGCCUGGGAUCUGUGAUUGGAAUGCCAAGAGCAGAAAUGAGAGAGCCAACAGGUAGAGAUAACAACGCUGCAAGCAGAACGGAGUCGGAUGAUGAUUAUUCGAUUGUUAGAGCAAUGGGUCACACUAUGGGUUUGGGAACAGUAGUUGGAAUGCCAAGAGCGGAGUGGAGAAGUACCAUGAGACCACUGUCACCAUGGGGUGAUACGAGCAGACCACGGUUGUCGAGAAGUGAAUCGGCAAAUGAUAGUAGUACCGAGACUUUACCUACGACAAGAAGUAGAGAAACGAGUGUGGAUGAGGAUUUGCGAAGAUUGCCGGGGUUGUCGAGUAGCAUGUGGGCUCGUACUUGGGGAUGA
Botrytis deweyae is the source of this 1260-nucleotide messenger RNA. RefSeq lists its product as uncharacterized. Lineage: Eukaryota; Fungi; Ascomycota; Leotiomycetes; Helotiales; Sclerotiniaceae. The record is from RefSeq and is a predicted model, not a curated record. The coding region runs from base 1 to 1260 and encodes 419 amino acids. Gene Ontology annotation, molecular function: zinc ion binding; ubiquitin protein ligase activity. Gene Ontology annotation, cellular component: endomembrane system. The transcript is spliced from 2 exons.